Messenger RNA from Blumeria graminis f. sp. triticale, 288 nucleotides. The record is from the annotation of a GenBank genome assembly. Lineage: Eukaryota; Fungi; Ascomycota; Leotiomycetes; Helotiales; Erysiphaceae.
AUGCCAGCACGAGCCCUGGUCUCGAUGAAUCUCUCACUCACACACUCAAUCGUUCUCGGCGUUGCUCGGAAUGGCGGGAUGGACGAAGAGAAGGGUGGUGAAAUGAUUCAGAGUGAGUCACGAAUCACACCCUCACACGCCCUGGCCGAACAGAGGGGCGCGGCGGGCGGGGAGGCAGCAGACGACAAAGGGGCAGUCUCAGCAGUAGGAGGAGCAGUAGCAAAGCACAACAGGAACAUUAACUACAAUAACAUUAACAGCAUCAGCAUCAGCAUUAGCAUCAGCUAA